AUGUUCUUAUCAUCAUCUAAUAAUAUUCAAUAAUUUAAUUAUGCUUAAUUUGAAUCUUAUUUGGAAAGUCUCUUAAAAUUUGAUUAGAAUAACACUUUAGUCAAUAAAAAAGUAUUGGACAAACCAAAACUUUUAAACAAUAAGAUAAAGGAUACUAUUCAAAAAUUUCAAUUUUCUUUAAGCCUAGGAUGUCCUAAAUUAAACCUUAAAAUUAGAUCCUAAAGAUUAAUGAAUUAAUUAGAUAUAGCAAUGGAUUGGCUGAAAAAAGGAUACUUAAUAAAUCCAAAACAUGUGUUAACUUUAAUUAGAGUAGGUAAAAAUAAGAUGAAAUAAAUAAUUAGGGGAUUGUUUAAGAAAAUAACGUAAAUUUUAAGUAGCAAUAAAAUAUUACAGUGAAGCUUUAAGUAUUGAUCCAACAGAUUGAUGGGCAUCAGAAAAAUUGG
Messenger RNA from Paramecium sonneborni, 443 nucleotides. The record is from the annotation of a GenBank genome assembly. NCBI's taxonomy places the organism in Eukaryota, Ciliophora, Oligohymenophorea, Peniculida, Parameciidae.